AUGCAUGAUGAGUUGGAAAAAGCUGGUAGGCAUUUGCUGAUGGUGAACGAUCAUUUGUCUGAAGAUUCAGUGGAACAGGGUGAUAUUUGCAUGACUCAGGUUCCUACUAUGUUCAGCGAUGAUGAGGAUCAAGAUGAGGAGCAGGAGACUGAGAUUCCACCGGAGGAAGGUGAUGAUGAUAUUCUGAUCUCUACUCAAGUCCAAGGUGCCAUAGAUGAACUGAACCACCAGGAGACUGUGGUGCACACCUUCCGCAAUGUUCUGUCAAGAUUUGCGCUGGAAACACAAGAUCAAGCGGAUAUUCCACUGGUGUCUUCCAAAAAAGUGCCAGUCAAGAAAGUGAUAAAAUCCUCAAAGGUCAAGCAGCCGACAGCACGAUUGCAGAAAAGAAUCAAGAGUAUUACCCAGUUCAAUACAGAUAAUUGGGAAUCAAAUAGAGUGAAGGAUAGGGCUCAGAAGAUGAUUUCGAUUCUUUCGGGUAAAUCUGCCAAGGUUAAAAAAUUGGUGUCGAAAUUGGACUCGGAGGCAUCUGCAGAUGCGGAAAGUUUACAGGAUUCUCAUCCGACACAAUUUGCGCCCUUUAAUGAAUCAGAAUGGCAACAUAUCGUUGGCCUCCUACGAGAAAAAUUACCAAAAGUUUCUAGAAGCGAGCUAAACUCGGUACAGCAAUACGUAUACGGUGCUGAUGAACAGCACAAUCUUUGGAAAGCGUCUCAGUUAUCCCCAGAAAAGCAGAUAUCUUCUCAGUGCUCAGAUGGAGAGUCUGAGACUAUUCUUCCAAGUUUAACGUUGGAUAACAAUGCGCCUGUGUAUACGUUGUCUCAACUUGUCGAAGGAGAAAGCAGUAAUAACCGGUGCUCAACGGAAGAUGGAUUGAGGUUCAAACCGAUCUCGAACCCAAGCUCUGUCAUCGAACAGGAACUACCAAUUAGCAUAGACGUGCCUUCAUCUGAGACGGAUGUACCGUCUCAGAUAGCCGAUUCAUGCGAUAGCGGGUCUAUCAUUAGCUUUGAAGAGCUGAGUUUCAUGAUUCAAGACAAGAACAAGGCAGACGUCGAUUACGAUAUACCAUGCUAUUUACCACCAGAUUCCAAGACUUUACCCACUGGUGAGAAAACGAAAAGGGAAUAUUCCAGGGCAAACAUAAACGAUCAACUGAUAAACAUAUCACAAACGUCUUACGAUGUAGUGUCCUCCAUCGUAUCUCCAAUGAAGGCCCAAAGAACCGGGACUAUUCAGGUGCCCGCAACGAGAACUACUACCUUUCAAGACCAACAACAACAGAAUCAGCAACAAGCUUCAAAACCUGCUAAUGUCGUCAAGAUAUAUGUUGAUAGCAAUAGGGACUCUAAUGACGUUUUCGCCAGUGUUAAGGGGGAGGUAGAUACGCAAGAGCAAGAAAGUUUGUCUACUUUAACUACUUCUAUGUUGCAUGAUGAUAAUAACGAAAUUGUUAUAGAUAGCGAAGAUGAAAGAGGUAGCUAUUCCAUUAUGGAGGUUCAUGAUGCUCCUCAAACUCAUCUUGGCCAGUUCCCCUCUCUACGGAAAUCUCAAUCUCAAAAAUUGAAAACCCCAGUUUCAGCCACAGAUUCUCUAGAUUCACAACUUCAGCCUGCCCUACUCACAACACAAAAUGCAUCUCCGAACACCGCGAAGCUACGAAGGUCUUUCAAGGUGAUCGGAUUAAAACCUUGUAAGAACAAAGUUCAGAUGUUGCAAGUAUGGGAGACAUUGGAAUCCAAAUUCCCGGGGUCCUCAGAUGAGGAUAGAUCAAUUCAACUCAAGCAAUUCCUCACGGACCUUAUAGUACAAAAUCGUGAUGAAUCUGCAUUAUUAAUGGAACAAAUAUACACUUUUGAGCCUAUUCGUUACGAACAGUUGAAAGAAUGGCUAGUAUCCUUGAACUCAUUCACUGAACUAAUCGACGAUAGUUUUAUCAAAAAUUGGGCAGAUUUAAACGGGAUUGUAUUCAGAAAUGAUACUGAGAACCCCUUGUUGUCACAAAGCCAAUCUCAAUCUCAAUCACGGUUGCUCUCACAAUCAUUAUCCCAACUGCAGUCGCCAUCAUUGUCUCCAUAG
Messenger RNA from Kluyveromyces lactis, 2079 nucleotides. It is a transcript of the gene SLX4, whose product is annotated as Slx4p. The transcript has a single exon. The record is from RefSeq and is a predicted model, not a curated record. Bases 1 to 2079 code for a protein of 692 amino acids. Gene Ontology annotation, biological process: DNA repair; DNA replication. Lineage: Eukaryota; Fungi; Ascomycota; Saccharomycetes; Saccharomycetales; Saccharomycetaceae. Gene Ontology annotation, cellular component: nucleus; Slx1-Slx4 complex.